Cetraspora pellucida is the source of this 318-nucleotide messenger RNA. Lineage: Eukaryota; Fungi; Glomeromycota; Glomeromycetes; Diversisporales; Gigasporaceae. The record is from the annotation of a GenBank genome assembly.
AUGUUUAGUGAAGAUUUAUAUGAUGAGAUACUGGUUGAAUUAACCAAACUUGUUAGUGACAUUAGUCCUGAUGAUAUCAAAAAGCUUUGGGUGAAAAAAGUAUUAAAAGAAUCAACUAGCAUGCAACAUAGUGAGAAUUUAGUAGAGACAAGUAGAUCAAAUGUUAGUAAUAAAUCAAUUGACACGAAUAGUGUUGAAAAACAACAAAUAGGGAUAUCAAAUGAGGAUUCUAAAAAAAACAAGAAAAAAUGUGUGUAUAUAUAUGGUAAUUGUGGUAAAGAUGGUCAUCAUAGAUCUUGUUGUUCUAAUAUGAAGUGA